AUGGCAGCAGUUGGGCAGGCAGCUGCGUCCGAAGCAGCGCUGAGGAGCCCAACCGCGAACAUCCUUUUCAAAGGUGAUCUGGAGGCACGUUUGGCGCGAGUUGGCGACGCAUGGCUCGAUGCAAGCAGGACGUUCGAUGCGCUCUUCGUUUAUACGGGAGCGCUCGCAGCUGGAGAGCCUGCCGGUUACCGCAAGUCUUAUGCUUUGGUUAUGUACAUACUUGGUGUGGAAGCGCAGCAGACUGCUCUGGUGCUGCAGCACACCGACGCCGCGUCAGUACUGUGGAUCGGGACGGCAGAUGCCGAGAUCUGGGCCGCGCUAGAGACAGCUGCCCCAGCGCUGGGUCUAUCCGCGGGUCACCAUGAGGCAGACCGCCAUCAAAAUGGUGUCGAAGUGAACGACGAUCGUAGCGGAGCGUCUUCAACCCCGAAAGCAACCCUUCUACGGGGCAACUUGGGCUCAGACUGGUUCCUGGUAGCCGCUUGGAUAGCAACCAAGCGUGACCUGGAGAAGACGCUUGCCGUGGCGGGGGUUCCUGCGCGUUCCUCAUUGAAUUUGGGUGCCCUGGUGAAGGAGCGGAACGUACAUCAGGGUGACUUUGCCGCGAAAUGCACCGCCUACGUUUUCGGAGACGCGGCAGGGUCGGACGUUGCCACUCCACCUCCGGUGAAUGCAGCGGAAUGGAUUGGAAACCUGCUCAUUGCGAAACUCCCCGAUGAAAUUCAAAAUAUCCGGAAAGCCUCAUAUCUGUGCGCGAAAGUUUGCCAGGCAUACUUUGUGGAACGGAUGGAAAGCAUUUUGGACGAGGACACACCAGUUUCGCAUGAUCGCCUAAGCGAGGAAGUCGAGGCGCGACUGCUCGCACCAGCAACCGUUGGUGUGCAGCUUGUUGCCAGUGAAUGUGAAGCCGCAUACCCACCGAUCAUACAGAGUGGACGAGAUGGUCCCUUCGACCUGCGUCCUAGUGCAAUCAGCAAUGAACAAAAUUUGAGCACGGGCCUGGUGCUCGCCUCGAUCGGUGCACGCUAUCAUCAGUACUGCGCAAAUGUGGUGCGCACUUUUCUCAUAGAUGUGGAGAAACCCAUCCGCAGCAUGUACGCGAAGGCGCUGCAAGCGUUGGAAGCGGUGCGACGCGCGUUGCGCCCGGAGCAGGAGGCAUGGGUUGCCUACAACGCAGCCAUUCAAGAGCUCGGAGAGGAGCUAGCCGCCGCGCACCUUGCCGGGAAACACGUCGGAUUUGGCAUUGGUCUCGAGUUCCGAGACUCAACCUGGCUCUUGAACGAACAGAACCACAAAAUUCUUCGUUCCGGAAUGACGUUCCAGAUUCAGGUCGGCCUGGAGCGGCUUGGGGAGAACAGUACACUCGCGCUCAUGGUAGCAGAUACCGUACUCGUUGGUGGUGCGGAUCCAGAAGGGGCGGAAGUUUUGACCCAAGCUGCCUCCAAGAGCCCUGCCAAAGUAACCUAUUUCCUCGAUAUGGACGCCGACGAGGAAGCGGAUGACGGCACCGUAGGCAAUGCGGGGAAGAAUUCUGAAGCGUUGGCUUCUGAGCAGGUCGCCGGGGAACCCAGUGCUCCGUCGAUCGUUACCCGCCGUCGUGCACAACAAUCUAGUGCUCCUGAUGAUGAUGAUGCAGCUGCGGAAGCGGAGCGCAUUCGACUCCACCAGCAGAAGCUCGCCGAGCAAAAGCUCCGUGAAUCGCGUACCCGAAUUCUGGGAAAGAGUGCAUCCAGUGCAGGGGACCAAUACAGCGCCGAGGGCAAAGGAUUUCGUGCGCUGAAUGCUUAUCGCGCCUACGAGCGAGUUGAAGACUUUCCCGCUGGGCUACGACCGCGCCAACUCUUCGUGGAUAUGGAACGCGAAGUCGUCCUGGCACCAAUCACGGGAAUUCCCGUUCCUUUUCACAUCGCGACGAUCAAGAAUGCCUCCAAGUCCGAUGAGUCGGGCUUUACGUACCUGCGCAUCAACUUCCUUGUGCCUGGCACUAGCGCGUCGACGGCAAGUGCCUCGGGCGCCGGCGGCCUGACGGCCCCCGCAGGUGUCAGCGGCGCCGCGGCACGACUAUCCCUCUUUCCCGAUAACCCCGGAUUCGUGCUGAAAGAACUCUCCUUCCGCUCCGCAAGUGCCGCCAACCUGAGCGAGGUCUUCCGCAAGAUCAAGGAGCUUCGCAAACGCUUUACCAGCCGGGAAACGGAAGCCCAAGAGAAGGAGACGCUCGUGAAACAGGCUCCUCUGAUUCUUGAGACCGACCCGAGACGCAUCCCGCAUCUUGUUGACGUGUCGAUUCGCCCGUCGUUGGGCGCUGGGGGUCAACGUGCAAACCAGGGUGUCCUCGAAGCGCAUGUCAAUGGUCUGCGUUUUCGCUCGCGGCAACAGCGCGCUGUGGACAUUCUCUAUCGCAACGUGAAGCACGCCUUCUUCCAAGAGGCGCGUAACGAGGUCAUCGUGCUGGUUCAUUUCCGUCUGCAUACGCCGAUCAUGGUGGGAAAGCGCAAAACAAUUGAUAUCCAGUUUUACACCGAGGUGAUGGAUGCGACCGUCCGCCUCGCGGAUACGCGACGGAAUCCCUUCGAUAUCGAUGAAAUCGAAGAGGAGCAGCGUGAACGGGAGAAUCGGCAUCGUCUGAACAAACUGUUCUUCAAGUUUACCAAAGAGGUAGAGGCCAAAGCAAAUGAAGAGCUCGAGUUCGAUAUGCCGUAUCGGGAAUUGGGCUUUGAGGGUGCUCCUGAUAAGAUGCAGCGCUUUUUGAUGCCGACGCGCGAUUGUCUCGUUGAUCUUAUCGAGUUUCCACCGGUGAUCAUUUCGCUGGAGGAUAUCGAAGUAGCUCACUUUGAACGCGUGACCUACUCGCUCAAAAACUUUGACCUUGUGUUGGUGAUGAAGAAUUUCGCACAGGAACCGAGUCGUGGUGAGACUCAAUGGAUCCGCAUCUCGUCAGUUCCGAGCACAGAGCUGGACGCGGUGAAAAAGUGGCUUGAUUCCGUCAAUAUCCCCUUCUAUCAGGGUCCAUCGAAUCUGAAUUGGAACACGGUGCUGCGCACCAUUCGAGAAGACCUCGAGGGUUUCUACGAAGAGGGCGGUUGGCGUUUCCUGGACGCCGAAGCGUCGAGUUCUUCCUCUGAAGAUGAGGAUGAAGAGGAAGGAGACGACGCUGGUGCCGGCGCAAAAACACGUGCCUCCGCGACCAAGGCUAGCGCUGGCGGGGCCGCUGCGGAUCUCUCCGAUCAGGAUGAAGAAUACGUUCCUAGCGACGAAGACUUUGAAGCGGAAUCUUCCGAAAGCGACUAUGACGAAGACGAUGAUGAUGAAUCUUUCGAGGCUGACGAGGAAGCAAUUGACUUGGCCGAGGAACUCGGUGAUGACGAUGCAGGUGAAGCCGAGCUCAGUUCCUCUGACGAAGGCCUCGACUGGGACGAACUCGAACGCCGCACCAAGGAGGAAGAGCGACAGAAGCGCAAGCGAUGGCACGACGACGACGAUGACGACGAGGAUGAUAAUGAUGGUGAUGACGAUAACGAGAAUGAUGGCGAUGCGCGACGUCGACGCCACGGACGCAAGCAGCGUGCCCGGGCGCCCUCCGGACAGACAGCGUUGACGCACGGGCCCAAGCGCGUACUUCGUUAG
Cyanidioschyzon merolae strain 10D is the source of this 3624-nucleotide messenger RNA. Its product is annotated as chromatin-specific transcription elongation factor. Gene Ontology annotation, molecular function: nucleosome binding. The record is from RefSeq and is a predicted model, not a curated record. Gene Ontology annotation, biological process: transcription elongation by RNA polymerase II; positive regulation of transcription elongation by RNA polymerase II. NCBI's taxonomy places the organism in Eukaryota, Rhodophyta, Bangiophyceae, Cyanidiales, Cyanidiaceae. The coding region runs from base 1 to 3624 and encodes 1207 amino acids. Gene Ontology annotation, cellular component: FACT complex. The transcript has a single exon.